AUGCGUCAAGGCAACGCAAGGAUCGCUGGGCUUGAGCGAGAGCUCGGCUUACACGGCUACGAUUAUAACAUCGCGUUGACAUGCUUCUCGGUUGCGUUUACCAUUUUCCAGAUCCCUGCCCUCAUCUGCUGCAAAUGGAUUGGGCCAGGCUGGUUUCUGCCCGGGUGUACUUUUGCCUUUGGUAUUGCUUCAAUCUGCACAGGAUUAGUGCGCACAGCUGGACAACUCUUCGCUGUUCGCUUCAUCAUUGGUGUAUUUGAGAGCGGUAUAAUGCCCGGAUUCGCCUACUACCUGUCCCGAUGGUACUGCCGUGCAGAGCUCGUGUUCAGAUUGUCGUUCUAUAUUGGCAUGGCUCCCCUGGCCGGAGCAUUUGGUGGGCUUUUAGCCUCAGCCAUCCUCUCCCUACCAAGUCUUGGCACGCUGCACGGAUGGCGCAUGAUAUUUGUUAUCGAAGGUAUCAUAACCGUCGGCCUUUCGAUCCUGGGGCUCGUUCUCCUGACGGACCGCCCAGAGACUGCCAGAUGGCUGACACAUGAGGAACGCCAACUUGUGGCCCGCCGCGUCACCUCCGAAAGGCUUCCAGGCACAAUAUUAUUGGAUGGAAUGAGCCGCAAAAAGCUGUGGCAUGGAAUUACCAAUCCUGUGACACUGACCACAGGUACCAUGCUUCUCGCCAACACCGUGACGGUUCAGGGGCUUGGGAACUUCUUGCCAACCAUCGUAUCAACUAUCUAUCCGGAAGCAUCUGUCACCGAGCAACAGCUCUAUACUGUCCCCCCAUAUAUCGUUGGUGCUCUGCUUACGGUAGCCUUUUCCGGCCUUUCGUGGAAACUCGACAGUCGGCAGGCCAUCAUGACCUUCUGUGCGCUUCCAAUUUUGACUGGAUAUGUGACUGACACGGCUCGAAGUGUGGCAAUAGCUACGAAUGUGACAUUGGGUGGAUUAGGAGGAGUUAUCUCAACAUGGGCUUUCUUACCCUUUGACGGGCCCUACUUUCCAAUUGGCAAUGGUCUCAAUUUGGCUACCUCUAGCACGUGGUGCCUCCUUGGAAUCGGGGUAUCUUUCUGGAUGCGUCUUGACAACAGACGAAGGAACGCAAAGUCAUCCGAGCUGGAUCUGUCUGGCUUAAACAAGGAGCAAGUGGAAGACCUCGACUGGAAGCAUCCGAACUUCAGAUGGCGUCCUUGA
Molecule: messenger RNA, 1188 nt
Organism: Diaporthe amygdali
Lineage: Eukaryota; Fungi; Ascomycota; Sordariomycetes; Diaporthales; Diaporthaceae
Exons: 4
Coding region: 1-1188 (395 amino acids)
Biological process (GO): transmembrane transport
Cellular component (GO): membrane
Molecular function (GO): transmembrane transporter activity
Source: RefSeq, a predicted model, not a curated record